AUGCCUACGGGUGAUGGUUCGCCAUCAGCUGCAACACCUUUUGACCCUACUCGCCCCACCAUCUUUGAGCUCUUGGCGUCCGAUCAGCUGUCAUCUCUCCUAUCCCCGGCCAUCCGCUAUACCCUCUCCGUCCUAGCUACUCGCCAGCCGCGCAUCUUCCUGCGAGCCUUCAACAGCUUCGAAGAGCUAUGGGCCGUCUUCAUGCUUCUUGUUGAGAGGCACUACCUCCGCACGUGGGGUAGUAGCUUCAGUGAGAACUUCUACGGACUCCGAAGGAGAAGGCGGAUGGGCAUCAGCGGCAUUCGCAGUGGCCAGUCAAAGAAGGGUCAGGGAGGACUAAGCCGUACAGAGAUCAACGUUAGUCUGUUCCUCCUGGUUGGCUUGCCUUAUCUUCAGCGCAAGGCAGACGAUUGGUGGGAGAGAAACGGUGGCGGGGCUACGAGCGACGCUGAUCUCUUCGGUGAUGAUGAAGCUGAGGCAGGUCAGAGCAGCCACGGAGGCUCCACUUGGACGGGCAUCUCUUCUUCAUCAAACGUCUCAUUGAGGGAUCGCCUGCGAGCCUUGCACUCUUCACUCAAUCCGAAAGCAGUCGCAGCAUACCCCUACUUCAAGACGUUCUGGUCUUUCUUCCUCCUCUCCCAAUAUGUUCGCUAUCUCUUCAACAACACGCCCUACUUCUCUCCCCUGCUCUCUUUGUUCAGGGUUGAGAUCGUCAGAGCCUCUCCAUCAGACUAUGCCUCCAACGAGUCGACCUCAGGUUCUCUUCCAAUUCUACCUCCUGACCUGCCGAAUCCCCUGCAACGGCCGCGAGAGUUCCUUACGAGGAUGCUGAGAGGUGGACCUUACAUGUUCUUCGAGUCUCUCAAAUACGCUCUGCCAGCCAGCAUUUUCCUAUUCAAAUUCUUGGAGUGGUGGUAUGGAAGCGAAGAAGUUGGCCGGCGCCGUGAUGGUAGAGGCGGUAAGGGAGAAGGCCCUGGAGGCGAUGGCGUGCGAUUCGGCCCUCCUAGAGUUCUACUCCCUUCGGAAAGAGGCAUUCUAUACGACGAUGAGAAGAGCAAAAGCUACAAGAUACCCAGCGUCACCGUGACAGUGCCUCCACAGACUCCUCCAGAGAGCGAUGAUGGCUCACCUCGGUCGGUCAAUACUCAAAGCAGAUUGCUCAUCCACAACUCCUGCCCCAUUUGCGGAGCGACGCCUAUGAACAAUCCUGCCGUCAUUCCUAGCGGCUACGCAUUCUGCUACACAUGCAUCAACGCAUAUGUAGAGAAGGAAGGUCGGUGUCCCGUCAGUGGCAUGAGGCUCGAGGAUGGAGAGAGCGGUGUCCGUAGGGUGUUGGGCUAA
Microstroma glucosiphilum is the source of this 1341-nucleotide messenger RNA. RefSeq lists its product as hypothetical. NCBI's taxonomy places the organism in Eukaryota, Fungi, Basidiomycota, Exobasidiomycetes, Microstromatales, Microstromataceae. The coding region runs from base 1 to 1341 and encodes 446 amino acids. The transcript has a single exon. Gene Ontology annotation, molecular function: protein binding; zinc ion binding; ubiquitin-protein transferase activity. The record is from RefSeq and is a predicted model, not a curated record. Gene Ontology annotation, biological process: protein import into peroxisome matrix; protein monoubiquitination. Gene Ontology annotation, cellular component: peroxisomal membrane; peroxisomal importomer complex.